Messenger RNA from Marasmius oreades (fairy-ring Marasmius), 3601 nucleotides. RefSeq lists its product as uncharacterized. The coding region runs from base 784 to 3363 and encodes 859 amino acids. Gene Ontology annotation, cellular component: piccolo histone acetyltransferase complex. Gene Ontology annotation, biological process: regulation of transcription by RNA polymerase II. The transcript has 7 exons. Lineage: Eukaryota; Fungi; Basidiomycota; Agaricomycetes; Agaricales; Marasmiaceae. The record is from RefSeq and is a predicted model, not a curated record.
AUCAGAUACGUGCUCUGGAUGCCUCAGCUUGCUGUCGUAUGUCUUCUGGUGAUUUUUCAGGCAUGAAUGGAUUGGAAAAUUCAGUUCUGUAAAUCGCCGAUUCCGGCCCGAAACAUUUUCGGCCCAACACCGACGCCUUGAAACUGACACGAUAACGAGGUCUGCACAACGACGAGCCCACAACAAGAAUCGGUCUUUCCUUCCCGUCCCUAGCCAUUUUCAGCUUUUCUUUUGCCUCAAUAUCCAUGCUAUGCCCCGUCCCGGCCAACCUCCUGCCUCUACACUUAGAAAUCGCAAUCGAAUUAAUAACAAAAGUCGGCUCAAAAUCGUUCAUGGAAACAUCGAUGCCGACCCAAUCAUACCCGAUGAAGACGACGAGAAGAACCGUUUGUUGCAGAGUGUCGCAGGUGUCGACCAGGAGGAUGCAAAUGUGGGUGUCCCUCUUCAGCCAAUCAGAAUCUGCCACAGGCCUCUACCGAGGUGGCAGUGUGUUCCGCGGUUUGGCUGACUAAUACUCCCUUUUAGGAACACCACUUGCAAGCCGUUCUAUCCGAGGCAGCUUUGCGAAAUCACUCAACGCAUCGUCUCACCCGUGGCUCUGAGAAGGAAAAGCAUACUACUCCCGUCGCAUUCAUCCCGAUACCUGACUCUGCCGGUGUAGUUGAUGACUAUGAACAGCUUUACCCUCCGAAUCGCUGGAAGGAUACCGUUGCAUAUAUACAGUUCACUUCCACGACCGAAGAAUGCGCAACUGCUGCACUCGCCAACGGCUUUUCAUAUUACAUGGACGAACGUGAUAUGGACUGGCUCACCAAGAAUAACGAGGAAGCUCGCGGUGAAGGAACAAGUGUGCAAGGUGCCUUCUCUUGCUCUGGCACCAGGACGUCUGGGAGGAGUGCAAAAGCCAAGGGGAAGGAACCCGAUUCUCCUUCUCCCGUCUCCAUGACUGAGGAUGAAUUUGAAUUCGUCAUGGGAUUGUAUGAGAAGAUGACUCAUGAGAAGACUGAGUUUUUACAUCAUAGCCUAGAAACUGGCAUGGCCUUCCCUCCUUUCAGUGAUUAUCAAGAUACUUUCUCCACUCCUCUUCCUCCCUCCACCUUCACAUCUUUCAGUUUACCACGCUGGCUUCCCUCGUCCGCACAACUUGUCAGGAUAGCACGAGCCGUAUAUCCGUACUGGAAGGAACGGAGGUUGGAACGAGAUGGUCACAGAAUAAUACCCAUCUUGAACUUCGACGAGUCAGACUCACUGAACGAGUCCUACAUAUGCUUCCGUCGACGGGAUGUCAAAGCUGUGCGAAAGACUCGCGCUUCUCAGGUUACCUCUUCGGAUAAACUUGCACGACUGCAAGCGGAGUUUACUUUUCCUGUUGAGCUUGCCAAAUGUGUUAUUAGUCGAGAACAGCUCAAACGGGAAAGUGCACGACAGUCUCAGCACAUAUGGGAGCAGCGUAUCCAGUUUGUGGAACUCCGGCGACGGUACCCUAUGCUUGCCGAAAAGAUGGACGAGGAAUUGCUUGUCGACAGGGAGAGACUAUCCAAGAAGCCAGAAUUACGUGGUGUCAAGAUUCCUCCAAAAGCCGAUGUUAUCCCUCCUCAGACACCGCAGGUCGUACGCCCAAAAGACCGGAUCGCCUCGAUUCAGAACAAGAUAGAAGGUUUCCUCCAAAAGCACAAGGAAGUAGAUCAACAUUGGGAGGACGCCAUCGAUACCGGUUAUGUUCCGCCGCCAUCCGCACACCCUUCAAGGUUAUUCAAAUACAUCAACACUUCUGAUGCACCCAAAGCCCUCUCACCCGAAGGCGGCGAAGAAAUAACUUCAGGCCAGAGCUACCGACGGUCGGUUCGCAUGCGGUACGGGAGGGGAGGAAGGAUGUUUGUUGACCGAAGAGUUCCGUUCUCCAAUGGUUUCUCAUCAAGACUCAAGCGUACACGGGAGGACCCCGACGAUGACACCAUGGAUGUCGACUGUGAAGAAGAUGAGGAGCAUGACAGGAGACUCAAGGAGAGGUGGAGGUUUGACUCUGAUGAUGGACCUCCUUACGGUCCAAACGGUUCUGAUGAACAGGACAGAGCUCUUGUGAACGAUUUCGAAACUAGUUAUAUGCGUUGUACUGUCAACCUCCUCUCUGAACCGGAUUACGUUUGUCUCCUGCCUGACCCUACCAUCAUCAGAACCGGACCAGAUGGGCGGAAGGAAGCAUAUCUACCAUUUAAACUGGGUCAACCACCGCGCCCUUGUCCCGUGAAUUCUAAUCAACCCAUGAUAUCGCAGACUGCGCAAGCCGCCGCCUCAGUACCCGUAUCUCAGCAAAUGAAGAUGCAGGUACAGCACGCUACAGCAAACGUGAACAUGCUCCCUCAACACAUGAGGAUAUCUGCCGGUCGACGACCGCCUAGUGCUAGCGUGGCUGCCACGGUCCCCAUUGCAACUUCGGCAUCGCCGCCGAGACAAAUGCCCCAGCCUACACACAAUGGGACUGGGGGACGUCCUGCGAUCAACAUGCCUCACGUUGAUGCUGUUAAUUCUCUUCCGAAGGUGGAUGGAACCGCUUUAUUGGGAAAUGGUUUUGCUUCUAUCACGCCAGCACCUUCGUUGCCGCAACCGCAACUUCAGCAGCAGAGUAGUUUGGAAGUAAUGGAGCCCCAGACGCCUCAGCAGCAGCAGCGUUCUGGUUGCGAGAGUGGAGAACUCCAUAGUUCUCAACAGCAGGAGAAUGGUCUCGGCCACAGUAUCGGCAACUCCCAACUCAAAUACCAGUUAAAACCCCAUGAUCAGCAACAGCACUCGAACUACUCCGGCGGAAUGCUCAACGGUAACCCUGCUGCACAUCUCAACGGAUAUUCGGGCAUGCCGACCUAUGUCCUUCCGCCAGCGCAACAACAAACAUCCGCGUUGAGUCUGCAGCAAGUGCAAAACCUGAAAUCUGUAUUUGCAGCAGCAGCAGCACCUCAGGUUGGGACUCAAAUGUAUAUGCAUCAUGUUGUACCAUCAGUGAAAGGGAACGGUCAGCCACCCAACGGGAUGAAUAUCAACCUCAAGGUGCCUCCCAAUGUUCGACAACAACAAAUGCAGUGGCCCGCCAGUGGUGGUGGCGGUUCCCCAGUCAUGAACGGAAGUCCACCGAUGCAGCGACCAGGGUCAGUUGUGAAUGGUGUCCCGGUCGUCAACGGCGUGACCGCGAUGUCUCCUCCGCGCACACCUUCCAGUGUUGGGCAGCUUGGGAAUGUCGGACUCAACGGACAACAUCAUCAUCAGAUGUCUAUGUCGCCUCCCCCAAUUCGCUCGCCUCAACAGCAUCAGUCUUCUCCACGAGUUCCACAGACGCCAGUUAUGAGUGCUAAUUCGCAAGGAGGCUAUUAGUACCUUGACGUUGGAUUCUUUUCUCUUUUCUUUUUUUUUUGUGGCAAUGGAGAUUUUCGUGUCCAUGUCGGUGUUUUCUUCCUCUAUAUUAUGCUUGUCAAGUAAAUAACAGAUACCAUUGUACCUUCGAGAUUAUGUAUAGUAACGUUUAAGUCAAUCCCACAUUGUAUCACAUACUUCCUCAUUACCAUUGCUUACAAUCGUCAAAACACUUUUCAUGCACAUCAUCAGUCUGCCA